AAAAUGAUAAAUAUAUAUGGCAAAAUAAAUCGAAUAAUGCACUUCCCUCAAUUUUUUUUAAUUAGAUUGCAGAUUUUGGACUUGCCUUAAAAUUUCCAGAUCCUCGAGUCAGUCAUAUUUCCAGAUCAAUUAUGGGAACAGACAUUUAUGUAGAUCUAGAAGAUCCAAAAAGAGUUUCGGAUAAAUCAGACGUGUAUUCUUACGGUGUUGUACUUUUAGAAUUGAUUACCGGAAGAAAACCCAAAUAUCAAGAUAUUGACAUUGUCAAUUGGGCAAAAAGUCGAAUUAAGCAAGCUUUGGAAGAAGAAUACAGGGGCUUUGUUGAUACCAGAUUGCAAAGCUUUGAUAAAAUAGAAAUGAAAAGAAUGGUCUACUGCGCUGAAGCUUGUGUUUAUAGUCGUCCACAGCUUCGUCCAUCAAUGGAAAAGAUAGUUCUAGCUCUCAAAGGACAUAUGCCUAAUUUAAAGGAUUUACACGGCAGCACGGAGAAUGACACCGAAUUGCCACACAUUACUAUCAAUAAAGGAAUUUCUUCGAGCAGCACUGAGAGAUUUCAAAGGAUAUUUACUUAUCAAGAACUAACAAUCGCCACUGAAGGUUUCUCUGGAAAAAACCUCGUUGCCAGAAGUAGUCAGUGUCAAGUUUAUAAAGGAUACUUGAACGGUGAAACAGUAACGGUCAAGAAAUAUAACUAUAUGCCUGGAAAAAAAGAAGAUGUGUUUGAUCAUAUUAAAUCCAUUAGCAGUAGUGUCCAUCACAACAAUCUUGUUAAUCUGCUCGGAUUCUGCAAUGAAGGACCCAAUAGACUACUUGUUUAUGAGUUUGUUUCCGAGGAUAAAUCCUUGAGAUCUCAUUUACAUGGAAAUGUGACAUCAACUCUUGCUUGGCCAAUCAGAAUGGGAAUCGCCUUGAGCAUCGCGAGAGGAAUGGUAGAUCUUCAUGAACUAUAUAAACCUUUGAAUAUAUACGAGCAAUACAAGGACGACAGCAUCUUUCUCGACGGAAAUUUUCAACCAAAGUUUGCAGAGUAUGGACAUGGCAGGUUUCUCUCAGGAGCUUUUGGUGGCCACAGUUUGACAGUUAACUAUGCUAAGGCCGAUGUUUAUUUAUUUGGUGAAAUUCUUAUGGAGCUUGUCACUGGGAAACCAUCUAAUGAGGAUGGAGUUAAUAUUGCUGAAUGGGCGGAACCAGUACUCGGAAUGGCUCUGUUGCAUAAAGAAUAUGAUAUUGUUGACCAGAAAUUAAAGGAGUUCAAUGCAACUGAAUUGAUUCGAAUGAUUAAAUGUGCUUUAGCCUGUGUACAUCGUUAUGCACAUUUUCGACCACAAAUGAGCCAGAUAGCGGAAGUUUUAGCAGGAAAUGCUCCUCCAGAAACGCUGAAAUGAGAACAACAGUUCCAAAAAAAAGCAAAAAAAAUAAAAGAAAGCAUAUAAAACAAACCCUUUGGAUUUUUAGCUACUUUGUUGUCUUAUACUUUUAGGUUGUCUCUGUGAAGGAAAGCUUCUUGUCUAGAAUUCUCUUUCACUGCGAUGGACUUAUCGUUAUUCUUUUAAUGGAAUAAAGUUCUUGUCUAAAAAUUUUGGUCA
Manihot esculenta (cassava) is the source of this 1586-nucleotide messenger RNA. Its product is annotated as proline-rich receptor-like protein kinase PERK15. The record is from RefSeq and is a predicted model, not a curated record. NCBI's taxonomy places the organism in Eukaryota, Viridiplantae, Streptophyta, Magnoliopsida, Malpighiales, Euphorbiaceae. Gene Ontology annotation, molecular function: ATP binding; protein kinase activity. The coding region runs from base 132 to 1385 and encodes 417 amino acids. The transcript has 11 exons. Gene Ontology annotation, biological process: protein phosphorylation.